CUCUCUGCGGUCUCUCUUUUCAUUCUCUCGCUCCCGGAGUCCAUUCGGCUAUCGGGUGUGUGUGAUCAAACGUAUUCUCCCUCCUCUCUUUCUCUCUCUUCGUUCCGUAUCUCUCAGUUUGCUCUGUUUACUCAGAGCGGCUGUCGUCGAGUGUGUGUGUGCGCGCCAGUAUGCCAUGUCGUCUCUGAGUUCGUCGUUUGUCCAGAUAAAACAUGAGGACCUGCGGUUCUAUGAGAACUGUGGAGGGGGCAGCUUUGGGAGUGUCUACCGAGCACACUGGAUAUCUCAGGAUAAAGAGGUCGCUGUGAAGAAACUACUCAAGAUCGAGACUGAGGCUGAGAUUCUGAGUAGCCUCAGUCAUAAGAACAUUAUUCAAUUCUAUGGCGCCGUGCUGGAGUCCCCCAACUAUGGCAUCGUCACAGAGUAUGCGGGCGGAGGUUCUCUGUAUGAGUACCUCUCCAGUGAACAGAGUGAGGAGAUGGACAUGGAACAAAUCAUGACCUGGGCCAUGGAGAUAGCCAAAGGAAUGCACUAUCUCCACUCGGAAGCCCCGGUCAAAGUCAUUCACAGAGACCUCAAGUCACGAAACGUGGUGUUGACAGCAGACAAAGUCCUCAAGAUCUGUGAUUUUGGAGCGUCUAAGUUCCAGUCCCACACCACCCACAUGACAGUGGUGGGCACCUUCCCCUGGAUGGCCCCAGAGGUCAUACAGAGCCUACCUGUAUCAGAGACCUGUGAUACCUACUCCUACGGCGUGGUGUGUGUGCGGGAGGGGAGGCAUCUAAUAUUUUCUACGUCAAGUGUUUUUUUUCAGGAGAAUAUGUCCUGUAUCAUCGUGUGUGUGUGUUACCAGGUGCUAUGGGAGAUGCUGACACGGGAGGUUCCAUUUAAAGGCUUCGAGGGGCUGCAGGUGGCUUGGCUGGUGGUGGAGAAACAAGAGAGGCUGACCAUCCCCACCAGUUGUCCGCCUAGCUUCGCUGACCUGAUGAAGAAGUGCUGGCAGGCCGAACCAAAGGAGCGUCCAGUGUUUAAGCAGGUUUUGGGGACUCUGGAGACCAUGUCUAAAGACAGCAGACUACCAGAACAGUGUAACUCCUUCCUACACAACAAGGAUCAGUGGAGGUGUGAGAUCGAUGCCACGUUGGAGAGGUUGCGGAGGCUGGAGAGAGACCUGAGUAGCAAAGAGAAGGAGCUGGAGGAGAGAGAGCUGAGACUGAGACUGUGGGAGGAGAGACUGAUGGAGCGGUCCAAUGUCACCCCUGCACUAUUGACCAUGGGAUCCGCAAUGUCUAUCUCGCUCCGCGAGAAGGCAGUCCUCUUCAAAGACGGGCCAGACACUGUGGGCCACUUGAUGGAAGUCCAGACCGGUAAGAGCGCAAAAGACAAGACUCUGAAGCGCUACUCGCCAUGGAGGCGGAUUGUGAAGAAGAAGGGCUCCAAGAAGGUGCAGGCCCACGAGAACACCAACCAAAACAACAUUGCCCAUCUGAGUAAUGAGAACCUGGAGAAGUCUCAGUCCUUCUCCAACCUGUCCACCCUCAUCCUGGAGAAGUCUCAGUCCUGUGACAAGCUGUCCACCCAGGACCAGAGCACUCCAGCCAUCUCCAACAGCUCCAACAACGCCGCCUCGUCGGUUGAGAAGUUCCCCUUAUGCAACUCAAACACGGCCCCCGACACGCCCCAGAUGGUGACCGUCCAGGACCUCGACACGCCCAGGAGGCUGGUGAUGGUCCACGCUACAACCGGCGAGCUGCUGCGCUGCCUGGGUGAGUUCCUGUGCCGGCGCUGCCACCGGCUCCAGGACAUGUCUUCCAUGGACCCGGUGCUGUGGCUGCGGGUGGUGGACCGUUAUCUGCUGGACAACUGCUAUCAGAACCAGAGCUGCAUCAAUCCGGCCACUGUGGUCUUCCUCUACAUGCUGUGCCGCGAGGCGGUAUCCUCCGAGUUGGCCACCUUGCACGAGCUGCAUGCCGUGCUGCUCACCUGCUUCUACACGACCUGCUCCUACAUGGGCAACGAGAUCGCCUACCCCCUGAAACCCUUCCUGGUGGACACCUGCGGGCAGACCUUCUGGAUCCGCUGCAUGUCCAUCACCAAGCUGAUGAGUGACAAGAUGCUCCAGAUGAACACAGACCCUAACUUCUUCUCCCAGGUGUUUGCUGACCUGAAGAACGAGAGCCAGAAGGAGGAGAAGAAGAGCCGCCUGCUCAGCGGUGUGUACAGCACUCAGUGAGGGACC
This is a messenger RNA of Salvelinus namaycush (lake trout), 2239 nucleotides long. RefSeq names its product cyclin-dependent kinase 5 activator 1-like. Gene Ontology annotation, cellular component: protein kinase 5 complex; cytoplasm. The transcript is spliced from 10 exons. Gene Ontology annotation, molecular function: cyclin-dependent protein serine/threonine kinase activator activity; ATP binding; protein kinase binding. The coding region runs from base 176 to 2233 and encodes 685 amino acids. Gene Ontology annotation, biological process: activation of protein kinase activity; positive regulation of cyclin-dependent protein serine/threonine kinase activity; brain development. NCBI's taxonomy places the organism in Eukaryota, Metazoa, Chordata, Actinopteri, Salmoniformes, Salmonidae. The record is from RefSeq and is a predicted model, not a curated record.